Messenger RNA from Malania oleifera, 1237 nucleotides. RefSeq lists its product as uncharacterized. The record is from RefSeq and is a predicted model, not a curated record. Lineage: Eukaryota; Viridiplantae; Streptophyta; Magnoliopsida; Santalales; Ximeniaceae. The transcript is spliced from 6 exons. The coding region runs from base 263 to 988 and encodes 241 amino acids.
AAUUUUAAUUUAAUUUGUAAUUUCAAUAAAACCAAUUUUAAUUGAAUAUGUUUUUAAGAUUACAUAUAUCAUUGAGUCAUCUAGGACUUUGAAAAAAAAGUAGUUUUGGAUUUAAAAGUAUGAUCAAAUAUUAAAUUAAUAAAAUUGCAGGAAUUUAAAUAAAAAUAAAAAAGCUUGGGAUAAUUGUUCACCUUUGGCGCAAUGUUUAUAUGCGCUGCCGAUGUUAGAUCAGUAGGAUCAACCGCCGGCCACCCAAAAAGCUAUGACGGAAGCUCUCUUCGAACACGAUCAAUCCCUUCGCUCCGUUCAGGCGAAUUCAAGGCGUCUGGAACUAGACCUUGUACAGAAAUGCAGGGCGAAGGCUUUUAAAGAUUUCAAAGUUGGUGCUGUCCUUGGUGCUUGUGGCACGUGGCUGGUAACACGGAGGCUAAAUAAUUUACUCCGGAUCAGUCUUUCAGGAGGAGCUGCUAUUUCUUGUGGAUAUUGGAGAUUUUAUGAGUCCAUAUAUACAAGUGUUGAUCAUCUUCUUGCUCUGAAUGGAAGUCAAGUGCAAAACGUAUUGGCUAAUCGAAUAUUGAAACAGCAUAGCAAUAAUCCUUGGAUAAUGGGGCUUAUAUCGAAGCAUUUCUAUUCAGAGAGAGUUUUUGAUGAUUCAACCUCAGAUCAGCCAAAAUUAAGGUGGCGUUAUCGAAAUUUCUUUGGUGAUAGUUUUUCUUAUGGUGAAAGAACACAUGACAGUGGCUCUCCCAGUCAGCCUGACCACAUCAGAGCUGAUUUGAAGUCCAAGCAAGUUCCAGUGAACCUUGGCAUUGAAGCAGUGGCAGACCCUCUUGAUUGUGUUUUUGGUUAUUCUGGCCUGGGUGAGGUAAUUCAUCACUCUGGUACCUCCAGCUCUUCGCCCAGAAUAGUUACUCGAAGUCAUAAAAGAUUUCGCCAUGGGCGUCGAAUCCGCCAUCGUGAAGUUUCCUCAAACCCUAUACAUGCGUAAGCAGAAAUUGAAUGUUGAUGAACAUUUGUUCGAAAAUGUGUAAAUAUGAAUCAUGUUAAAGCAUAUUUUAGUUUGGAAGCUGAACCUUCUUCUCUUUUCCUUUUCUGGUUGAGAGCUGACCUGGCAGUCCGAGAUCUGUUUCAGUAAUUCGUAAAUUUGCAGCUAUAUUAGCCGGUCUGCUGAACUGGAAAAGUGGAAUUCUGUUGAAUCCCUCUCCAUACUUCAAAAAAUGUUCCGGCUCUUUAGCUA